AUGGUUGACCGAAAGGUGCUGUUUGCAAGGUCUUCGAAGUCAAAUAACUUGAGCAUGGGAAUAGUUGGACUUCCAAAUGUAGGGAAGUCAACUCUUUUCAACUUUCUUACAAGGAACAAUGUUCCUGCGGAAAAUUACCCGUUCUGCACGAUUGAUCCUUCGGAAGGUCGUGUGGAGAUUCAGGACGAGAGAGUGGACUUUCUGGAAAAGAAGUACUCUCCUCAAAAUGUUGUGAAGGCAUAUUUAAGUAUAACAGACAUAGCCGGACUUGUCAAGGGAGCUAGUACUGGAGUUGGGCUUGGAAAUCAUUUUCUGGACAACAUCCGAAGUGUGGAUGGAAUAUUUCAUGUUGUAAGAUGCUUUGAAGAUACAGGAGUGGCUCAUUUUGAGGAUGGGGUUGAUCCAAUAAGAGACAUAGAAAUAGUCAACGAGGAGCUGAGGCUCAAGGACUAUGAGACUAUGGUUCGCCAUGAAGAGAAAAUGUCGAAGGAUCUGAAGUCGAAACCUUCUGACAAAAAGCUGAAGGAUCAGGUUUUGCUGGUCAGGAGGCUUGUGGAGAUAUUGAAGAGCGAUUGGGUAAACAAGCAUUCGUUCAACGAAGAAGAGAUUGGAUACAUAAGCACUCUGAAUCUGCUCACAGUGAAGAAUGUAGUGUAUCUAGCCAAUAUCAGUGAGAAGGAUUAUGAAAUGCGGCGGGCAAACAAGCACCUACGAGCGGUUAUGAAGUAUUCUGAGGAUGUUAUUGUGUUUAGUGCUACAUAUGAGGCCAACCAUGAAUCCAAGGUAUUUUUGAACAAGCUUGUAAAGAAGGGAUAUGAGUCUUUAGACCUAAUAAACUUCUUUACUGUGGGAAAGGACGAGGUCAGGAGCUGGACGAUAAGAAGAGGAAUAAAUGCACCUUCUGCAGGGGCAGUAAUCCACACGGACUUCAAGAAAUAUUUUAUUAUGGCCGAGGUGAUGUCUUUUGAAGAUUUCAAGACAUAUGGAGGAGAGGCUGAGGUCAAGAAGGCUGGAAAGUACCACCAGAGAGGGAAAACAUACAUUGUUAAUGACGGAGACAUAAUUCUCUUCAAGGUCAAUCCACCCAAGUCCACAGGAAAGAAGAAAUGA
Molecule: messenger RNA, 1110 nt
Organism: Encephalitozoon intestinalis ATCC 50506
Lineage: Eukaryota; Fungi; Microsporidia; Unikaryonidae
Product: putative GTP-binding protein
Exons: 1
Coding region: 1-1110 (369 amino acids)
Cellular component (GO): cytoplasm
Molecular function (GO): ATP hydrolysis activity; ATP binding; GTP binding
Source: RefSeq, a predicted model, not a curated record